UCGCAUUCUCUUUCUCUCACUUUUUAGUUAUUUUCAGCAUAAUAAUUUCUUCUCCCUCCAAAAUCGCGUGGAUCUCUGAACAGUUUUCUCUCAUUUUCCUUCACUCUCUAUCCAUUCCACUUCCUUCAUCAGAUCGUCAUCACCGUACAUAUUAUAGGUUACUAAUUGAUUGAUUCUAAAUUAUAAUUCCAGAAGAUCUAGGGUUCCUGCUGAAUCCGUAACUCGCUAUCUGAAUUCCUCAACCGCAUUUCCGAUUGUUCUACGUGGUUCCGAUUUGGAGGCGUUGAAAUUCAACUUGCUCCGCUCUUUUUUUAAAGGAAAAAGAAAAAUUAAAAUCAGGAUUCGUGUUGAUCUCUGUGCUAAGUGAUUUGGUUUGUGAAUGAGAGAUAAGGGAACGGAAUUGGUUUAGAUAAACAUGGAGGUCAUCACUGAUACGGCGUCGUUGGACGUCGAAUUGUUGCAGCUGUCAGAGUUUUCCGCUUUGGCCCUCAAGUCUAACAUCGCUUUCAUCGAGAAGCUCUUCGACCAGUGGUUGUCGCUUCCCGAAAGUAAUCGAGUGGUAACAUCAUUGCUUAAUGAAGCAAAGUCAGGUGUUCCAUUGAAUGUCCCUGGGAAUAGCUCUAGUCCAAAUGCUGCAAGUAAUUCUCUGCCUUCCAUGUUUCCUGCUGGCACUGCACCACCUCUUUCGCCUAGAAGUACAUCUGGUUCCCCUCGCAUUGUGAAACAGAGAGCUGGCCCUUCUAAUUUGGGUUCUCCUUUGAAAGUUGUCAGCGAGCCCAUUAAAGAAGUGAUACCUCAGUUCUUCUUUCAACAUGGACGUCCACCUCCAAAAGAACUGAAAGAACAAUGCUUGCUUAAAAUUGAUCGGUUGUUCUAUGACCAUAUGGGUGGCAUGCUGGUGCAUGACUUCAAACCAAUUACUAAGGAAGUUUGCAAGCUGCCAUCUUUUUUUUCCACUUCUCUUUUCAGAAAGAUUGACGACGGAACUGGUGUUGUGACAAGGACAGCAUUUAUUGAUUAUUGGAUUAAUGGCAACAUGUUGACGAUGGAUAUAGCUACUCAAGUAUACAAAAUUUUAAAGCAACCACAGCUGAAUUACCUUACUCAGGAUGACUUUAAACCUGUACUUCGUGAGCUUUUAGCAACUCAUCCAGGCCUGGAGUUCCUGCAGGGCACACCUGAGUUUCAAGAGAGAUAUGCUGAAACUAUAAUAUACAGAAUCUAUUAUUACAUUAAUAGAUCUGGAAAUGGUCGUCUCACCCUAAGGGAGCUGAAGCGAGGAAAUAUAAUUGAUGCAAUGCAUCACGCCGAUGAAGAAGAAGACAUUAACAAGGUUUUGAGGUACUUCUCUUAUGAGCAUUUUUAUGUUAUAUACUGCAAGUUUUGGGAGCUGGAUUCAGAUCAUGAUUUCUUGAUAGACAAAGAAAAUCUUAUCAGAUAUGGUAACCAUGCACUUACCUAUCGAAUUGUUGAUAGAAUAUUUUCUCAGGUCCCUAGAAAGUUUACCAGUAAGGUUGAGGGAAAGAUGGGAUAUGAAGAUUUUGUUUAUUUCAUAUUGUCAGAAGAGGAUAAAUCAUCCGAACCAAGUCUUGAGUAUUGGUUCAAGUGCAUAGAUUUGGAUGGAAAUGGAAUUCUGACAAGGAAUGAGCUGCAAUUUUUUUAUGAGGAGCAGUUGCAUCGGAUGGAGUGCAUGGCUCAAGAGCCUGUGCUUUUUGAGGACAUAUUGUGCCAGAUAAUAGACAUGAUUAAACCCAAGAAUGAGAGCCAUAUAACUCUGCGUGACCUGAAAGGUGGUAAACUUUCUGGAAGUAUUUUCAACAUCCUGUUCAAUCUAAAUAAGUUCAUGGCCUUUGAAACUCGCGACCCAUUUUUAAUUCGUCAGGAACGUGAGAAUCCAACAUUGACAGAAUGGGAUCGAUUUGCUCACAGAGAAUAUAUUAGGCUUUCAAUGGAAGAAGAUGUAGAAGAUGCUUCUAAUGGAAGUGCAGAAGUGUGGGAUGAAUCACUAGAGGCUCCCUUCUGAGAAAUUUUAGGGAUGAAAAGAAAUUAAUGCUCCAUAACUGAUGGACGGGCCAUUAUUCAGAGACACUGGACUCAGGAUCAGCUUUUAAAUCGGAUUAUGCCAACUUAGCUUCAAAGACUAGGAAAUUCUUAGCUAUGAAAAUGUGUCUUUGAUGGGCAAGCUACAAGAUUAAGAUUUGCUGGUCACAGCAUUGGAGCCGUUAUCAUGGAAGUUAUGUUACCUUGUACCGAUAUCCAUGCAAAGUGAGGUCGUUUGCUGAGAAUUGAUUAGCCAGGUUGAAUUAUAUUUACAUCAUUCAGUAUGUUGUUAUUUGGGGGGCCCUAAGUUAUUAAGGAUCAUAAAUAGCAAGAAUUUUCACCUUUGGAUCUUUUAGUAGUUUGCUUCAAUGACCGAGUCCCUUUUGCCCCUUUGCCCCGGAUCUGUCGGAGAGUACAUUUGUUUUGUCAUCUGUGCCUUUGGUUGCUGUCUUUGCUGAAAUUUAUUUUUUCUAGGAAUUGAAGAAUUAAAAGAGUAGUGCUAGACAUAUAAAACUGUCACAUUUUUUUUUUCUGGACAUUUAGAUUUAUCUUUCAACAUAUAUGCAGCAUUAUAAUAACACUUUCUAUUCAAUGUUUUUUUUUUUGGCGGAGGGGGGCGGGGUUAUAUAUACGAUUCAGUGGCUCUGUACAUUGAACAUAUGUUUCUUUUAAUCAGUCCAACGAUUGUCUGAUAUUUUU
Molecule: messenger RNA, 2739 nt
Organism: Abrus precatorius (Indian licorice)
Lineage: Eukaryota; Viridiplantae; Streptophyta; Magnoliopsida; Fabales; Fabaceae
Product: probable serine/threonine protein phosphatase 2A regulatory subunit B''delta
Exons: 13
Coding region: 416-2023 (535 amino acids)
Biological process (GO): protein dephosphorylation
Cellular component (GO): protein phosphatase type 2A complex
Molecular function (GO): calcium ion binding; protein phosphatase regulator activity
Source: RefSeq, a predicted model, not a curated record